Kwoniella shivajii is the source of this 1536-nucleotide messenger RNA. RefSeq lists its product as uncharacterized. The coding region runs from base 1 to 1536 and encodes 511 amino acids. Gene Ontology annotation, biological process: regulation of DNA-templated transcription. Lineage: Eukaryota; Fungi; Basidiomycota; Tremellomycetes; Tremellales; Cryptococcaceae. The transcript is spliced from 3 exons. Gene Ontology annotation, molecular function: DNA-binding transcription factor activity. The record is from RefSeq and is a predicted model, not a curated record.
AUGUCGAGGUUGGAUUAUCAUUCGAUACUGGACACCAAUGUGAACGUGGAUGUAGAUGCAGAAUUUGAUAAUCCAACCAUAAUAGAUGAUAGUCAUCAUGACGAUGAGCAUGAUCAUGAGGACAUACAUCAUGAAGAGAUUGAUGUUCAGUCGCGACAUCAAGAAGAACAACAACCACCUGAACAGGAUGCCGAAGAUAUUCAAGUUGAUGUUAUGCAAGAAGAUCAAUCGCAUAAUAACAUAAUGGACGAUGAGCAAGAUGAUGAGCCAUUCAUAAUAAUGGAAGAAAAUCAGAUUGAAAUACAUCCGAGUGACAUUGCAGGAGAAUCAGAACAGCAACAAGAGGAACACAUUCCACAGGAACUUCCACUUACGUCUACAGCUACUACCAGUAUCAUUGAAGGGAUUGAAUUCCCUAUCGCUGUAACGACGCCCCAAUCAGCUUCACAUGUCCAAGAAGAGGAACAUCAUGAAACUUUCGCUUCAGGCGCUAUAAGCUUGAAAGGAAUGUCCUGGACUGAGAAAAGAGAAAGACAGAAAUUACAAAAUCGUAAAGCAGCUGAAAGAAGUAGGAACAAAAAAAGAGUUGAACAAGUCGAAUUAGAGAAACAAGUCAAUGAUAUGCAAUCUGAAAAUGCCAUACUUCGGAAUCGACUUUCUUCUUUAUUAGCAGCUAGAUCCAGUCCAGCCACCAUUGAGAACGGUAGUGGUAAUAGUAACGAUAAUGAAAUCGAUCCUUCAUUAAUACAAGAACCUAUAUUGGAUUCAACGAACUCCAUAACGACAGCAUCAGCGACAACGGGUGCCGCACCUUUACUAUCUGGAACAGGUAUAGAUUAUAAUUACAUCAAUAAACUUUCCAAUGAACUAAUCAAUUCAAAAACUAUUUUACUCGAACGCACGAUAGAGUUGUCAGGACUAAAGACCGGAAAGGGCGAGUCAACAGUUAGGCUCAUAUCAGGUUCGGAAAAUGAUGUAUCGGAAGAAUUGAAAGAAUCAAGAAAGAAUCACUUGAGAGUUUUCGGUAAAUUAUCAAUCGUAAAAGCUGAAGAAGAUAGCUUGAAAACUUUAUUGAAUCAUCUGAAAUCUGAAAUUGAUAAUUUGAUUGAACAAAAUCGGAUCGUUUCUGAGAAAUUGGAUCAACGUCGUAAUAACCAAAAUGUAGAUCAGACAUCAGUUGAGAUGGAAAAUAUCAAUGGAAAUAAUCCCACUGCUGAUACUGAGAUCGAGGUUGAUCAACCUCAAAGUGACGAAGGAACAAGUCAGAGUCAAAUACAAGAUGACCAAGAUCAAGAUCACCCGGUUAUCGAUGAUGAUAUACAGAUCGACGGCCUCGGAGGUUUAGAAGGAGAAGGAGAAGAAGAACUUUCAAAUAACAUUGAAGUGGAUGAAACCAACGAAGAUAAAGCUUUGGAUGAUAUUAGAGGUUGGAUAGAUGCAGCUGUGAAAGAUUGGGAUCAGAAUCUACCGAUACCGUCUUCGACUUCAAGGGAGAACGAGGAAGCAUCGGAAUUAGAAGAAAUCACUCAGAGUUGA